Molecule: messenger RNA, 1920 nt
Organism: Lethenteron reissneri (Far Eastern brook lamprey)
Lineage: Eukaryota; Metazoa; Chordata; Hyperoartia; Petromyzontiformes; Petromyzontidae
Product: heterogeneous nuclear ribonucleoprotein L-like
Biological process (GO): mRNA processing
Cellular component (GO): nucleus
Molecular function (GO): RNA binding
Source: RefSeq, a predicted model, not a curated record
ACGUGGUGCGUCCGCCAUUUCUCCGUCUUCACCACCCGGGGUAUUGUUGCGAUCGCCCAAGUGUCGAUUUCCAGGACAAAUGUCUUCUUCGCGCUACUACGAGGGCCACCAGGCCAAGCGCCAACGCACCGACGACGGCCACAACGGACGGGAGAGCUAUGAAGACCCGUUAAAGCCAUCCCCCUCCCCCGUGGUGCACGUUCGUGGCCUGGCGGAGCAUGCUGUAGAGACCGACCUUGUCGAGGCUCUUCAACACUUUGGCCCCAUCGGGUACGUGGUGAUCAUGCCCAAGAAGAGGCAGGCCCUGGUAGAGUUUGAGGACCUGGAGAGUGCUCGCAGCUGCGUCACGUUCACCGUGGGCAACCCCAUCUAUGUGAGCGGCCAGCCGGCAUACUUCAACUACUCCACGAGCCAGAAGAUCUCUCGCCCAGGCGGUGGCGAAGAUAGAGCAUCCUCUGCCAACCACAUCUUGCUAUUCACCAUCAUUAAUCCGGCUUACCCCAUCACUACUGAUGUGUUGUACACCAUUUGCAACCCGUGUGGCCCUGUGCAACGUAUAGUCAUCUUCCGCAAGAAUGGGCUGCAGGCCAUGGUUGAAUUUGACUCGGUGCAGAGUGCACAGAGGGCAAAGGCCUCUCUUAAUGGUGCUGACAUCUACUCAGGCUGCUGUACUUUGAAGAUCGAAUAUGCAAAGCCGACACGCCUUAAUGUGUUCAAGAAUGACAGCGAGACUUGGGACUACACCAAUGCAAACCUGGGAAGGCAAGAUGACAAACGGCAGAGAACGCCAGCGCUCCUCGGAGACCAUCCCAACAACGCUUAUGGAGAUUACGCAGAAUACAAUCAAGGGUACCAAACAGAGGAAUACCCUCCUGGGACUGGAUAUGACUACUCAGGGCAGCAUCAGGGUGGUGGUGGUGUUGGUGGUGGUGGUGGCGGCGGUGGCGGCGGCGGCGGCGGCGGUGCCUACCAGGGCUACCAGGGCUACGGCCAGGAGGAGAUGGGGGCGCCGGCACGGAUGGGUGCCAACCGCAUGGGCCGUGUCGGCCCUCCCCCCAUGCACCACCAGCAGUCGGCUCAGGCCACCAGUAAGGUGCUCAUGGUGUACGGGUUUGACCCGGAACGCAUCAACUGCGACAAAGUCUUCAACAUCCUGUGCCUCUACGGCAACGUGGAGAAGAUUAAGUUCAUGAAGAGCAAGCCUGGCGCGGUGAUGGUGGAGAUGAGUGACCCAUUUGCUGUGGACAGAGCCAUUCACCACCUUAACCAGGCCUCCAUCUUCCAGAAGAAGAUAAACCUUUGCGUGUCCAAGCAGCAGGCCAUCAUGCCCAGCCAGUCGUACGACCUGUCUGACGGCACGUGCAGCUUCAAGGACUACACGGCGUCACGCAACAAUCGCUUCAGCAACCCCGAGAAGGCGGCCAAGAACCGCAUCCAGCUGCCGUCCAACAUCCUGCACUUCUUCAACGCCGCGCCCGAUGUCAGCGAGGAGCGAUUCAACGAGAUGUGUGAUGAAUUUGAAGUGAAGAGGCCCAUGUCUUUUAAGAUGUUUGCUGGAAAGAGUGACAAGAGUGCAUCUGGCCUGCUUGAGUGGGAUGAUAAGAAUGAUGCAAUGGAGUCCCUGGCUCUCAUCAACCACUAUCAGAUGAAGAACCCCACUGGACAGUUCCCGUACACACUGAAGCUGUGCUUUUCUACAUCGCAGCACAACGCUGACCAUGCCAAGGAGCGUUAAAGGAGCCCGCAGCCCACCGUUAAUCAUUGCUUUCUGUUUAUGGUGACUGUUGAACAGUGAUUUAAAAUGUGCUUUGCGUUUAAGCUGAUAUGCAGACAUUGAGACAAUUGUCCCCACUUUUUUAUUGAUGUAAUGUUUGUCAGAUUGCUGAAGAACUAGACAAGCAAAUAAAAUGCAUAAUUAGG